Neurospora tetraspora is the source of this 1931-nucleotide messenger RNA. RefSeq lists its product as uncharacterized. Gene Ontology annotation, molecular function: metal ion binding. The transcript has 3 exons. Gene Ontology annotation, cellular component: nucleus. The record is from RefSeq and is a predicted model, not a curated record. Bases 253 to 1638 code for a protein of 461 amino acids. Lineage: Eukaryota; Fungi; Ascomycota; Sordariomycetes; Sordariales; Sordariaceae.
UCCCGUCUUGCAUCCAUCAUAUCUUUUGCGCGCCGCCGUAAUCAUCUCAACAACAACAACGUUAUCCAAUCGAACAAACGGCACCAGCAACAUCGCGAACCUUCGUCGCUUUUGCCUUUCUUUGAAUCACCGACAAAGAACGACUGCCCUAUCGUGGAACAUAUACGAAAUAUACCGAUACCAUUGUAAUAUUGAAAUCGCAGCAACAGCUACUCGUCUUGGCUCUUGGAUUCGAACAGAAAGAUAUACAAGAUGACAAUGUCCCCCGAGGAACAGGAGCUGAUGGAGAGGAUCGCCCGCGUGGCCGGCCAAAUCAAUCAGCACAAAAAUCAACAAGCAGGCCUUGUUCCGCCGCAGAGCAGCCACACACCACCGCAUCACCGUACGUCCGUGGAGUCUCGAAACAGCAACCGUGCUAGUAUUGACGGUCUUGAAGACUCAGGUUAUUCUGGAAGCUGGCGUCAUCAAAGAGGAGGCUACCCAUACCCAACCCGCGCCCAUUACACCAAGCCUGUCCACCGUCACAGGACUUUGGUGCUGAAUGGCGCGUCUCAACAACAAGGUAAAGCCGGUCAGCCCAGCUCGGGCGCCACGUCGGACUCGUCCACGUCGUCCUGGGUAGCAAAGAACGACCGUCACCUUCAACUCAUCAACUCGUCCAUCUAUCACAAGGGAGCCCAGGCUCGCACUCGGGCCAUCGAGCAAACCCUGCGCCAGAAGCAACAGCAGAGAGAUGAUCUGGAACGGACCAAGUUGAUCAACCAUCUACACCGUGCUGGCAAUCGCUCGGCAGCGGUACCAAACCAGUAUGAACUAACCGUGCAGGGUAUACGUUUUGCCGUUACGAAGAACGGAAGCAAACUCGUCAAGAUUCCCGGUGCGUCGAAAACGCGGUCGCAAGCGCUGGCUGUGCCCAAUACUCACCGUUUCACAGGCGAUCUCAACUCGGGUCCGACCCCAAAAAUGGCCAUCGUAGGCGGUGUCAAGUUCUACCGCAGUAAGAACGGGAACUUGUACCGCCAUGGAAUUGUUAAAGCGCAGCGGCAAUCCGGCGCCGUUAAGAAGGUCAACGUGCCUUGCCGCAACUUCUCCAUGACCGGUUCAUGCACCAAAGGCCCCCGGUGCCGAUACAUCCACGACCCGGCCAAGGUUGCCGUUUGCAAGGACUUUCUCCAACAAGGGGAAUGCAUUAACGGUGACUCUUGCGAUCUUUCGCACGAACUCUCCGCUGAACGCACCCCCACGUGCUUGCACUUCAUUAGGGACAGUUGCACAAAACCUGACUGCAAAUUCACUCACGCAAAAGUGUCUCCAGCUGCCCCGGUCUGCCGAGAGUUUGGCCUCUACGGCUACUGCGAGAAGGGUGCCAGCUGCACUGACCGCCAUGUUUUCGAAUGUCCCGACUUCAGCAACACUGGCGUGUGUAAUACCCAGGGUUGUAAACUGCCGCACCGGGAGAGGGCGAGCGUAUUGCGUAGGGCCAAUGCCCGCGACGACGCGGAGAUGGAGGAUCUAUCCAGCGAAGAUGAAUCAGUCGAUAGCGAUGAUGUCGACUCGGACGAGGUUGACGAGUUUGUUGGCCAGGACGACGAUCCUGACUUGGAUUUCGCCGAGCAAAAGGACUUCAUUCAGUUUUGAUUGGUGCGGUCCUGGCUCAUCUGUUUUGGUCCUUGGUUUUUCCUAAGCCUUGCCGGCUUAUUGAUACCCUUUGAUGUUUCUGUUUUUCUGUUGCGCAACCCGCUACAUUUUCCGGGUUGGCAGUGGGUAGAGGAGGAUAAGAAGAGUAAAAAAAAGGAGGGAAGAGAAAAGCAAAAGAAACAAGAGAAAAGAAAUUUCCAAAGGUUGGGGGGUUUUCACUUCGAAGAACAAUCUAGACUACGCACUUGUUAGAGUAUAGAUAAUGGACAGCAAGAUCGCACAUGAUAUCGGAC